This is a messenger RNA of Rhizophagus irregularis DAOM 181602=DAOM 197198, 1338 nucleotides long. RefSeq lists its product as uncharacterized. Lineage: Eukaryota; Fungi; Glomeromycota; Glomeromycetes; Glomerales; Glomeraceae. The record is from RefSeq and is a predicted model, not a curated record. Gene Ontology annotation, biological process: protein O-linked glycosylation via fucose. Gene Ontology annotation, molecular function: peptide-O-fucosyltransferase activity.
AUGUUAAGGAAAGUAGUAUUGAUUGUUACAAUCGCAUAUAUUAUAUGGAUUACAUCAUUUUUAGUAUUUGGUACGGAUGAUACAGAUACCAAACAAUCAUUAUCAUUAGAAGAGAUUGCUAUAACCAAAGAAUUUGAUAAUGAAUUUGAUAAUGACAGAUCAAAAUUAAUCGAACAUGAUGAAAAAGUUAAUUUAAAAUAUUGUGGUGAAAAGACUUGUAAUUUCAUGUUUCCAUAUUUUAUUCCUGAACAAGAAACAAGAGCAAACCUUCAUCUUAGAUCUUUAACUUUUCUCGCAGAAUCACUUAAUCGUAUAAUGGUAUUACCUAAUGUUGGAAAUUCAAGAAUAGAUUGUUGUACGAAAUUUCCUUUUGAAUUUUAUUAUGAUUUAGAAAAAAUGAAAGAAAUGUUUCCAAGAGUAAAAUUUAUGACACAACAAACUUUUAAAGAAUGGACAGAAGAACUUUUAAUUAAACCUGAUACUUUACAUACUUGGUUAAUAGAAGAUGGUAGAAAUGAUUCUUAUUCUAUAAGAGAUCAUGAUUAUAUUUCUAUUGAACAAGGUGUACAAUAUGGAAAAAAACUUAUUAAUAAUUUAUGUUUGGAUCAAUUCAAUUUAAAUAUAUCUGAUUAUAUUGAAUUUCAUUCUGGAAAAAUUAUGAUAAAAGAUUUUGAAUUUAAAAUGUUUAAUUUUUUAACGGAAAAUCUUAAAAAUAGAAAAUCUCCUGUAUUAUUAAUUCGAAAUCGUUGUAGAAAACAAAUGUUUCCAUUAAUUGAAGAACAAAUACCAUUUGCUCCUCAUAUUUUAAAUCAAGCAAAUGAAAUUAGAAAUAAAUUACAACCAUAUUAUUGUAUUCAUUGGAGAAUGGAACAAGGUAUACCUCAGAAAAUGCCAAAUUGUGCUAGUGAAUUAAUUAAGAUGAUUAAUAAUCUUAAAACAAAAGUAGGAAUAAAUAAUAUAUAUCUUGCAACAGAUUAUCCUAUUUCAGGAGGUAAAUCAGCUUCAAGUACAUUUUAUAGAGUAGAAAAAUAUCAUAAAUUAGCAAUUCAAAUGCUUAAUUCAACAUUUGAUAUUAAUACUUGGAUUUCUUUAAAUGCUCUCAAAGAAUUUAGAAAUAAUGAAUAUUAUGAUUCAGAAUUUAAUAAUUCAGGUAUACAUGGAAUUUUGGAUAAAUUAAUAUGCAUACAAUCUGAUUAUUUUAUAAGUGGUCCUAGAGAUUGUUGUAGAAUAUUAUCAACUUAUACUAAACUUAUUGGUGAAGCAAGAAAAAAUUUAAUAGACAGUGGUGAUACGAGAAUUCGGAAUACUAUCACAAGAUGGAAAAGGCCCAGUAAAUAA